This is a messenger RNA of Anopheles bellator, 1428 nucleotides long. Its product is annotated as glycine receptor subunit alpha-2-like. Gene Ontology annotation, molecular function: chloride channel activity; neurotransmitter receptor activity; transmembrane signaling receptor activity. Gene Ontology annotation, cellular component: membrane; neuron projection; synapse. The coding region runs from base 1 to 1428 and encodes 475 amino acids. The transcript has 10 exons. NCBI's taxonomy places the organism in Eukaryota, Metazoa, Arthropoda, Insecta, Diptera, Culicidae. Gene Ontology annotation, biological process: nervous system process; regulation of membrane potential; chloride transmembrane transport. The record is from RefSeq and is a predicted model, not a curated record.
AUGGUACAGGCGAACAACAAAUACUAUGCGCAAAUACCUACGUCAACGGCACCGCUGAACUAUCAGUUUCUGCAGGACAUCGAAUAUGAUAAGAACGUGAAACCAGGCACACUCACGGAUGUAUCCGUUUCGCUGUACAUUAACCGGAUAUCGGGCGUGGACGAGAACAAGGAAGAAAUUUCGUUCGAUGUCUUCCUCCAGAUCACCUGGGAAGACCUGCGAAUACAGCCCAUCAUGGCGAAUAUGGUGGGCGAGUUUGUGGAUCUGACCAAAGCCGACCGGGACAUGAUAUGGGUGCCGGAUCUGUACAUACGGCAGUUGCGCGAAAUGAAAAUGUUGACCCUCUUCGAGGAGAUCUCGAGUCUUCGGUUGUACGAGAACAGCACCAUUAGCUUGAGCAUAGGCGCCACCAUCAUCAUCAAGUGCGACAUGGACUUUGUGCUUUACCCGCUAGACGUGCAGCGAUGUCCGGUCGAUUUUAGUAGUUAUAAGUACCCGGUCAAGGAUCUGCGUUUUCGCUGGCGAACGGACAACGCACUGUCGUUUCCCAAAGAUUUCGGAAACGGGUUUUUUCGGCUUCCGAAGUACGUGGUUUCAUUCUACACGGAGCAGGAAUCGCAAAUAGUCAAUUAUAGCGAUGAUAAUCAUAGUUCAGCACGGCUCGAGAUCACCCUGUCACGGGAAGUGAAAAGCUAUUUGCUUGAGAACUACCUUCCAUCCACGCUGUUCGUUUCGAUUUCCUGGGGUUCGUUCGUCGUCGUGCCAGAAAUUGUGCCCGGACGGAUGGUGCUGCUAGUUACCACGCUCUUAUCGCUGAUCACCAUGUUUGACACCGUGAGGAAUAAUUCGCCGGACGCGCUGGAACUGAAGUGCCUUGAGGUGUGGCUUAUAUCCUGUACAUUGUUCGUGUUUUUCGCGCUUAUGGAGUAUUUCAUCGUGCUAUUUGGCAUCCGGUACGAUAAGCACUGGCGAGUCUCCAAGUCCCAUCACCAUCACAUUUCGUCCAUGCCAACGUGCCAUGGACCAUCCAUGCCAUCAAUUACAUUACAGUCGGCAGUGACGUUGGCACAGAGCACGAUGGACACAUCGAUCAAUUCGGCUUCCUUUCAACGUGAAAAUGGGCUGGAGCCUUCCGCGGCACUCAAAGUGAGCGGCGGUGGCAACAAGAUCCAGCCGCAGGAUCACAGCAAAGCAACGUCCGCUUCCCUUAGCAAUAUUCAGGAUAGUGUACAGAAUGCACAGAAAGUGUCGUCCGUGAUGACGAGAAAAAGGUUUCGCAACGUUGCAGAUGUGGCACUAAUGUAUGCUGGCUCGCAGCGAGGCCGGUUGGACCAGCUAUCGUUGAUCAUUUUUCCCGUCAGCUUCCUAAUAUUUACCAUCUCCUAUUGGACCAUGUAUUUAACAGAAUCGAAAAAAAAUUUCAAAUAA